GUUACUUUCUUGGUGGACAACAAGUGUAGGUUAAAUCUCUGUGAUAAUGAUAACAGAUCUCCGCUAAUGAAGGCUGUACAAUGUCAGCAGGAGUUUUGUGCAAUCUAUUUGCUACAACAUGGCGCAGACCCCAACGUAGUGGAUUUACACAGUAAUACAGCCCUUCAUUUUGCUGCCUUUAAUUCUAGUAUAUCUAUAGCAGAACAUCUUCUUGAAUAUAAUGCCAACAUUGAUGCACAGAAUAAGGAUGGGAACACACCUCUUACUCUUGCGGUAGCUGAAAGCAAUCAAGAAAUGGCAGAAUUCCUUCUUAAAAAGGGAGCAUCGGUAAAUGCCAGGGAAAACUCAGGAAGAACACCCUUAAUGACUGCUGCUUCUAAUGGCGAUGAUGCUUUAAUAAGUAUUCUCAUUCAGUAUGGCGCUGACGUUUCUGAUAAAGAUACGAAUGGAUGGACAGCAGAGGAUUAUGCUGCAAUUGGUGGAUAUUCCGAAGUUAGUAAAAAACUUGCUGGAUACGACAGUGGAAAACAUGCAGAAAAGUCUUCUUCUGAUAGUAGAAAAGGCCUGUCUGUAUUUAACAGCCCAGAUAAAGAUGGAGAUACUGGUUUUACAUUGGGCGCACCUGCAACAAAUAAAGAAGUUGUAGAUGACCUGUCUGGAGAUUCAUCAAGAGAUUCUAGAAAAACAGAUGAUGACAGCUGGCUUUCUUCUGAAGAUGAAGACUUAGAUUUCAACCCCAAGAAAUCACAGAAACCAAGUCUGGCUCACCUAGUGAACGUUUCGAAGCAGAUCAAGAAAAGUAAUGAGAGCAGUAGCAUUAUCAGAACAGACCACAUGUCCAGUUCACAGCAAAGUAAUUCAGAUUGUGAAGCUGAAGAUUUGCAUAAGUGCAUGGCUAAGCCUUUCUUCCCAGUUAUGUCCUUCCCUCAGCCUGCCCGUUCCUCACCUGGCUCCUUUUCAAAACCUAUCCAGAUGUCUGCUAGUCACUUUGGCAUUAAGCAGGAAGAAUCUUCAGGAGAAGAUGAGGAGGAGGAUGAAAAUAGAAAAGUUUCAGUUUUGGAUAGAAACGUGAUUUAUAGCCAUUCUCAUGAUCAGAAUCCCUUACAAGAUGGCAACUUUAAAAAAGAUAUUUCCCCAUUAGGAAUGGAUGAAGAAGUAGAGGAUAAGAAUACAGAAUCUCCAUGGGAUUCAGAGGAACCAGAGGGAACAGAGCCCAAAGUAAAGAAAAAAUUAAAUUUUUUGGAAGAACUUGGUUUCGAUGUGGCAGAUGAUGUUGAAGAUGAAUCUGACUGGGAUUCAACCAGCAUUUCGAUUAAGAGUAUACCCUCUGCUAAACAUUUUAAUGACGUUGUGCUGGAAGAUAACACCAAAAGUGAUGCUGCGAGUAAAAAACUGGAAAUUAUUCCUGUGGGAGUAGAAUUGUCUGAUGCUCAAACAAUAAUUCCUGUAAAAGAUGGGCAGUGUAAUGAACAAAAAGACAUCAAAGAAAUUGAAAAUGAUGAGAACAAGGUUGAAGAGGGGAAAACAAAGAAAAAAUUGGAGGAAUUAGAGACUGCAGGAAAAAGUGAAAAUGCAGCUAUUGAAAAAACAUUGGCUGUGAAUACUAUUGUACAGAAAAAUGAACAAAAGCUUACUGUAAAGGAAAACCAGUGUAUUAAAUCAGAAGGAGAAAUGUUAGCGGAAAGCCAAGUAAAUAAAGUGACAGCGACAAAGGAACUCGUUCCAAUAGCUGUUAGGAGCAUGAAGGACAUCCGGAAAAGUGAAAAUAAAAGACGGAUCUCAAAGCAAAGGGCCAGUCAGCAGAUCACUGAAAAUCCACCUCUACUACACGAUGAUAGCAGUUUGAGUGAAACGUCUGUGGAAGAAGUGAGAAAAUCAGCCAGAACUGUGACUGGGAAGAAUAAGAUUCCCAAAACAGCAGGUUUAUCUGAGGAUUUUGAUGACUUAACUCAGUCUUCUGAUACAGCCACAGAGGAUAUUGAUUCACCUUCUUCAGUCUCCAGAGAAGCUUUGAUGUUGAUGGAACAGCUUAGUUUGGAUAACAAAGCAGAUUCUGUAAGCCUUCUGAAAAUACAGAACAUAGUUCAUGGAUAUGAACGCUUAAUUGAACGUGAAAAAGGACGUUAUGUUCAGAUGCUAGGAAAAGUCAAAAAAAUUGAGAAUGAGAAGAAGGAGCUACAAAGAAUACUGGAAGAAAUGAGAGAAAUGAAAUCUCUGCUGGAUCAUCAAAAAGUAGAAUGGGAAAGCAAUAUCAACACUCUCAAAUAUUCUUUGAAGCAAGAGGAAGAAAAAAGAUUGAGUGCUGAAAUGCUAUAUGAAAAAAAUCAAGAACGGUUAAGGAAAAAAGAAGAGCAGUGCUGUAAAGAGAUGGAGGAAAAACAGCAGCAAGAGUUAAUGUUGAGAAGUCUGGAAAUGGAGUUGAGAACUCUGAAAAACCAUUUGAAAGAGGUUGAAGAACGUCAUAAUGAAACACAACGACAGCUCACUCAAGAACAGAAUGCUAGAGCUCUGCAAGAGGGUAUUUUGAAUACCCAUUUGUGGAGACAAAAGGAAUUGGAAGAAGAAUCAAAAAGAACACUGGCUAAAAGCUCAGAGAUGGCUGAUAAUCAUGACCCAGAAAAGGAUCUGUUACACAAAAAUCACAUUCUCCAAGAUGAACUUGCUGUAUUAAGAUUUGAGCUUGACCAGAUAAAAGUUCAGCGUCAGGAGGAAGAAGCCAAAUAUUUAGAAGAAAAUGAAGCUUUGAAAGAAAAAAUUGACGAACUUAAAAAGGAAUUGAAACUAAAUGAAGAGGCUUUGACUCAAACAGUUUUUCAGUACAGUGGACAAAUAAAUGUAACAAAAACAGAAUCUGCCAUGUUAACCUCUAAAUUAGAGCACAUUAAAGAAAAUAAAGAACGACUGGAGGUAGAGCUUGAUUCAUUUCGUUCCCGUUUGAGUUCUACCACUCAGGAACUAGAACGGACCAUUAUAUCGAAGAAUGAUCUUGAACGAACACUGCAACGUGAGCGUGAUGAGUGGCUUCGUUUAAAAGAUAAAUUGAAUCACGAUCUGUUUAAUCUACAAGAGACCAAUAAUAGCAUGUCUCAGCUGUUAAGUAAGACUGAAAGUAAAACUAAUGGUCUAGAAAAUGAGCUUCACCAUGUAACACACACAUUGAGAGAAAAGAACUUGCUGAUUGAAAGCAUUCAAAGGGAUUUAAGUCAAGCCCAGUGUCAGGUUAAGGAACUGGAAAAUACACGGCAAAUGGAAAAGGAUCAAAUGAACAAAUAUGUCAUAAAACAGGAAUCCAUGCAAGAACGAUUGGCACAGCUCCAGAGUGAAAAUAUUUUACUCCGACAGCAACUUGAAGAUUUUCAAAACCAGGGUGUAAUUAAAGAAAGAGUAGUGAGUGAUGUUCAAUAUAGAUUUAAUGAUAUUUUUACUAAACUUAGAGCUGAUACUGAAAAGCAAAUACAAAUGGUAGAAGAAAGAAACAAAGAGUUAAUCACAAAAUGUAGUGAUUUAAGGGAUCAGGUCUUUAAAUAUGAAACAGAAAAAGUAGAGAGAGAGGGUGCAUUAAGACAACUGCAGCAAGAACUGGCAGAUUCUCUUAAAAAGCAAUCCAUGUCAGAAGCUUCACUUGAAGUUACAACCCGUUAUCGUAAUGACCUAGAAGAGGAUAAACAGCAGCUUCAAAAGGAAAUGCAAAGGAUAAAAUCUAAGCUGCAAGAGUCAGAAGAACAGUAUAUUCAUUCUGAAAGGCGUACUCAGGAUUUGAAGAAUGCUCUGGAUGCGAAGGAAAGUGAGGCAAGCAUGCUAUCUCAGAAAUUACAAGACCUGCUAGUAGCAUCAUCAGGAACAAAUAAUGCUAUAAAACAAUUGGAAGAACAUAUACAAAGACUUGAAAUAGAAAAUGCCAGAUUGGAAGCUACAAACAAACAACAAACUAGCAGAAUUGAGAUACUUCAGAAGGAACUGCAGGAUAGUACCUCAGUUCACAAUCGACUUGAAGAACUUAUAACUGGCUUGCAAACAACAAAAAUCCGUUUAGAGGAACAACUAAACCAUCAGGUCCAGAAACAAACUGUGCUGUCAGCGACUGCUCAAGAUACUCACAACAUGUGGGAAGAAGAACUGAGGUCAAGAUCGAAACUUGGAGCUCGCCUUUCUGAGCUUGAUAGAGAAAGGACUGAGUUAAUGGCUGAAUUUGACAGCGAAAAGAAAAAAGUGAAGAAACUGGCAGAGUUAAAACGAUCAGUGGAAAUUCGGCUAGGUCAAGAAAUGAAGAGAAACAAUGAGUUACAAAAAGAAUGCAAUGGAAUUAAGAAGCUUUUAAAAACAACUAAAAAGAAACUGAAAGAAUAUGAGAGUGGAGAGAACUCAUCUCAAACGAGCCUUCAAGGAGAAAUGAAGACCAGAUAUACAGAAAUAGACAGUGAAGUUGGAAAGCUAAAAACAAAGAUAGAUGAACUUUCUCACCAACUAGAGGUUGAAUCGACUAGAUGUACUCGGUUAGAAUCUACAAAUCGUGAUCUACGAGAACAGUUGUCUUCUGUGAAGAUACUUCACAAGAAUCAUGAGAAACUGGAGAAAAGCAAACUGCAGCUAGAAGAUGAAGUCGCUAAUCUCAGACGUCAUGUACAGAGUAAUACGAUAGACUACAACCAAAGAGAACAAUACAGGAGAGAAAUUGAAGAGCGAGCUCGGCAAGAAAUAAGGCAAAAACUGGAAGAAGUUAAUUUGUUUUUGCAGACGCAGGCAGCCUCACAAGAAACUGUGGAACAAAUGAGAGCUACUAAUAAUGCUUCCCUGAAAGCUCAGCUAGAACACAGAAUUGGAGAUCUAGAGUCGGAGUUGGCUAAAUUAAAAAACAGUCAGCAAGACAAUGCCUUUUAUAAAGAGUCUACACAUACAGAACUGGAAAGAUACAAAGGACUCUAUUUAGAAGAGCUGAAAAUGAGAAAGGUUUUGGGAAGCAAAUUGGAUCGAGCUAAUGAGAAAUUAUCAGAAACCAAUGCCAAGCUCCUUCAUGAACAUCAGAGAAACAAGUCUUUACUUGCCAGCAACUUUGUAAGUGGAAGCCUUUCGGCAAGUCCUGUCUUGGAAACAAUUCAAUUUGGAAAUCUUAGCAGUAAUCUGGCAUUAAAUAGAACUCUUAGCCUUGGAGGAGGAUUUAUGAACCCAUCUGGAAAUGCAUUGUCCUCAAAAAACAGAGUGGAGGCUUACUUGGCAAAGAUGCAGAUGGAACUAGAAAAAAACAUCACCAGGGAACUAGACCAAGCCUCUGCUGAACUUGAUGCUGGAUCUGUGAGAGUAUCCCCUGUAGGAUCACUUGAUGGAUCUUCAAAAAAGUUAAAUAUGGAACAAGAUCAAGUAUCAAAGGCAACACAGCAGUAUCUGGAUGUGCUAAAGAAAAAUUACAUGAUUUAAGUCUGUUGUAAACUUGUAGUUUUAUAUAAUGGCCUGAAUACGUAUGCAAAACUUCCUAUAGUUAGAAUUGUAUUAUAUGUGUAUGUGUAUAUGGCAAUAGCGAUUCCACCUGCGCUAAUGCAGUGGUUCACAGGAAUCAGCAGCAAGUGAAGCAGGUAUCAGCCUAUUUGGAUUAUAGAUACCUAUUUUUUUUCUCAUUCAGAAUAGCAAAACAUUACAUCUCCAGAGAUGUUAAAUUAUCCUUGUAUAGCAGACAAUAGUUGUCUAAAUAAAUAAAAUUAUAUCAGUGGUUGGACACUGUAUGUUGUCUUAACCACAUUUAGAUUAUGCUUUUCAGAGUUUUUAAAGAAUUGCAAUUUAAAUUCUUAUUAAACAUGAAUUGCAUUGCAUAAGUGCUAGGUUCCUUAUCUUUUAUAAUUGGUAAUUCGGGAGGGGGAGAAAUAACAUAAGGUUUCCAAAUUUGAAUACUCCCAGCCUUAAUGCAGAACAGAGGAACACAGAAAUAAUUUUUUCACUGUUAAGCCCAUUUUAGGAAGAGCCCUUCUAGACAGGAGGGGGAGGAAGACCUCAUAGUAGUGUUAAGUAUAGGCGGAAAAAAGGACUUAACUCAAAUUAUGGUAUUUAUAAAAUUAUGUAGAGGGUAGAAAAUUGAAUAGAGGUUUGUUUUCCUCCCAUAAAACUAGAACUCAGGAGCAUAUGAGUUUAUGGGAGAGAUUCAGGAUGGACGAAAGUACUAUUUUACUCAAUGAGUAAUUAAAUUGCAGGAUUUGUUGCUAUUGUACUUAGCGAUAGCCACUAGCAUAGAUACCUUUAAAAGGGGAUUAAGAGCUAUUCAGAGGCGAGAUCAACUAUAGUUACUAGCUAUGGUGACUAAAGGGAACCUUCACAUUGAGAGUUAACCCCUGAAUUCCAGUGCUAGGCUAGGCAACAAGAGCCAGGGGAGUCCUUGGCCUCUAUGCUGUAUUUGUUAGCUCUCUAGGGCCACUUUGUGAAAAAGGACAGGAUACUGGCAGGGCUCCUUUUAGCUUCCCUUCUCAACCUGACUUAACCAAGGCUGUGCAGGGAAGGGGGAAGUCUUUCAUCUUGGUUCUUUUCAGUUAUCUUAGGUCCUUGGUAAAACCUUUUCCUCCCCUCAAUAGAAGCGGUGAAACAUCCCGGAAUUGUUAACGUGCUUAAGCCAAGAUGAAAGGACAGUUUUCUUUUUAAGUAUGCAUCUGAGCAGGAUACCGUUCUCCCCUUUUGAAGUGAUUUUUCUCCCUUAUGUUGCCAUAUUUGAUGACUUUUGUCAGCUCGCUAAGGUUGCUACCUCUGAUAUCAUGAUCAGUAUUGAGAAUACAAAUUCAUUGUCUAGUCUUAAUAUUUUAUCUUGGAUUUAUAAUACAGAAAUUCCUUGUGGUAUUGCAACAUUGAUUACCUUUUAUUUUACAGAAAGAGGUAAUUUUGAAAGGUAAUAAAAUUAAUCCUAUGGACUUUGUCCAGUAAUAUUUCUAGACUUAAUUCUGAGGAUGUGGGCUUAGGACAGAGCUACCCUGUGUCACUUAAUUUUCUAAAAGAACUUCAGAAGCAAACAAUGCUUUGUAUGCCACUAUGAAAAGGUGAAAUAGUUAAAAGAAAGAGUUGUGAGUUCCUGCUUUAUGAAUUCAAUAGGGUACAAGUGACUUAAGUGUUCUUGUAUAUGUACACUGGAUACUUAACAAUCUCAAAUAUUUUAGUAAGAUGUAAAUUUUAAUUUACAUAUCAAACCA
Eublepharis macularius is the source of this 7157-nucleotide messenger RNA. Its product is annotated as ankyrin repeat domain-containing protein 26-like. The coding region runs from base 67 to 5412 and encodes 1781 amino acids. Lineage: Eukaryota; Metazoa; Chordata; Lepidosauria; Squamata; Eublepharidae. The transcript is spliced from 35 exons. The record is from RefSeq and is a predicted model, not a curated record. Gene Ontology annotation, molecular function: protein binding.